This is a messenger RNA of Ilyonectria robusta, 1238 nucleotides long. RefSeq names its product family 4 carbohydrate esterase. The transcript has 4 exons. The record is from RefSeq and is a predicted model, not a curated record. The coding region runs from base 297 to 1226 and encodes 309 amino acids. Gene Ontology annotation, biological process: carbohydrate metabolic process. Lineage: Eukaryota; Fungi; Ascomycota; Sordariomycetes; Hypocreales; Nectriaceae. Gene Ontology annotation, molecular function: hydrolase activity, acting on carbon-nitrogen (but not peptide) bonds.
GGGGAGCUUAUCCAAGCCUCCAACUGAUACGCGCCAUUAAGCUCCAACUCAAUGCCCCGCGAUGCAUCCAGAUGCUGCGGCCGUCAUGGGAUUAGUGAUGAUACGACUGGCCUUGACUCAGUCUAGCUUCUUGUUCGCGCCGUUAUCAUAAGGACUCUCAUCGCCGGCGAACGGUUAGCUCCCCGCUUCUGUGACUUGACAUAUUUCCCUGCUUUCGGUUCCCUGUUCUUGACCUUGCUCUCCGGCGCAUUGCAUCCAGACCAAUUCUCAGACUUUGACCAAACACCAAAUUUACAAUGGGCAAGAAGCGCGUUCUCAUUAGCUACGGCGUCGACGUCGACGCUGUCGCAGGUUGGCUGGGCUCUUACGGCGGCGAAGACUCGCCAAACGACAUCAGCAGAGGCAUCUUCGCGGGCACGGUGGGCACGCAACGGCUGCUAAAGCUGUUCGAUAAGUACAACAUUAAGACGACUUGGUUCAUCCCCGGUCACAGUCUGGACUCUUUCCCCGAGGAUAUGGCCGCUGUGAGAGAUGCUGGUCACGAGAUUGGCUUGCACGGUUAUUCGCACGAGAACCCGACCGACAUGACAAUUGAACAACAGCGCGAUGUCUUGGAUAAGACAUAUCGGCAAUUGACAGACUUCUGCGGUGGCAAGCCGCCCCGAGGAAGCGUCGCACCUUGGUGGGAGACCAGCGGCGAAGGCGCCCAGCUCCUCCUUGACUACGGCAUCGAAUACGACCACAGCAUGGCGCACCACGACUGCCAACCAUACUAUCUCAACACGGGAGAGUCAUGGACCAAGAUCGACUACAAAAAGAAGGCCGAGGAGUGGAUGAAGCCGCUGGUCAAGGGCACUGACACGGGCCUGGUUGAGAUUCCUACCAACUGGUAUCUCGACGACCUGCCGCCCAUGAUGUUUAUCAAGGCGGCACCCAACAGCCACGGCUUCGUCAAUGCGCGCGACGUUGAGGAUAUCUGGCGCGACCACUUUGACUACUUCUACCGCGAGUACGACGAGUUCAUCUUUCCCAUGACCGUCCACCCUGACGUGUCAGGACGGCCGCAUGCGCUUUUGAUGCACGAGAGACUUAUCGAGCACUUCAAAAGCCACGAGGGCGUCGAGUUUGUGACGAUGGCGCAGAUGUCGGAUGAGUUUAAGAGCAAGAACAAGCCAGCGCCUGGAGCGCUGAUGCCUGCGGCAGCGGGCGCUAUGUUGAAGAAGUGAUGUUAACUUUAC